AUGGAGGACAGAUGGAUUCGCUUCACGGCCGUCGAUGAUGUAGGGGAGUUUGUUGAGAGAGCUUUGGACCUUAAGGACUGGCCGGAUCAGUUUUUGAUGUCUGGAAAAAAUACAUCCCGCAUGGAGCUCAUUGAGUUGUGUGAGAAGGUUAGAGGAAAACUUUUAAAAAUAGAACGCAUAUUCCUUGAAAAUUUGGAGAACAAAUUAGAUGAGGUGAAGAAAGCGAAUAACGCAAUAGACGUCUUCAAAUGGAGUACGCCUCCAUGUGUGUUGGGACGGCUACUUCGGAUGGGAUGA
Molecule: messenger RNA, 297 nt
Organism: Paracoccidioides lutzii Pb01
Exons: 2
Coding region: 1-297 (98 amino acids)
Source: RefSeq, a predicted model, not a curated record